CUCACUAGGUUUUGAAAACACAGCCAUCUGAAAGCGGAUGGUGUUGUUAUGUAAAAUCCAUGGCAAAAGUGUUUGCGUGAGUUCUGCCUGAGUGUGCCCUGUUCCAGGUGUUCUCCUCAAGAUGACAGUAGAAUGGGAGCUCGCUUUUCCAUGUAGUUUAGAGAUCAAACCGAAGUGAGACUCUACACCGGACCAUUGUGUGGCGAAUCAAGGCUCUACACACAACAGAAGGGUUUACAUGGCAGACUGUGAUGACCCAUGUAUGCCAGAGGAACUCUUUAUGUGGAUUUAAGAGUGAAUCUGUGGAUCAGGUGAGCUUUCAGACACAUGCUGAAACUAUGGACAGAACUUGGCCAGAGUGCUCAAUGCAAAAGAAGGCUAAAAUAUGUUCCUCCAAAAGAGAAAAAAGUAAAGAAAUAAAGGAGAAGAACACCGAGAGAGACCGGAAGCUGUAUCCCCUCAGGGGAAGGCAUGGAUUGGGUGAAGUGGGCACACUUAACUGCUGUGUUGUACUAAUGCGUUUGGACGAGAGCGGAACUUGUAAAAACAGCAUGAAGGCCUUGCGUAAAAGUGAAGGAAAGCAGGUGAAGGAAUUGCAGGGAAAGGCGAAAAUCUGCAAGUGUCGCAAGAAAGCCUGUAAAUCUUGCCGGUCAGCGCCUGAACCAAAAAGCAAAGUGAAACCUGAUAAAUAUGCCUUAUAUACAGAAUUCAUCCCAGAACCACGCCAGAGGCGGCUGGCCUCCCUGAAUGCAGAAGCAGUUAACAGUCUGCUUUUGGACAGAGAUGACCCACAGCAAACAUCAAAACUCUCCAAGAAGAAGCAGCAACAGACAAAAGGGGGCAGUUCUCUCUCGAAAGAUACAGUUAAAGAUAAUGAUUGUUCUAGAAAAGGGCAAGACAACCGCAAACGUGUGGGUACAGGAGAUACAGACCAACGUAAAAAACUUAAAAAGGCAAAGAAGGAGACCGAGGGUAUUGAUUUACAGACUCUUAAUAGUCGAACUCCGAAACGUCUCGCAGGAUUAACUGCUGCCACCCUGCUCAAGCUUACCAGCACGUCCUCGGAAGUGAAACGCAGAGGCAAAACAGACAGUAAACCGAGCAGCGCAGGAUCACGAGGGAAACAGCUUAAGGAUAAAUCGCAUAAACAGCAGCUCAACUUGCCCUGCCAGUCUGAGCUAAACGUAUCGCAGCAAUGCUGCAGCCUCUGUGAGAAGCAAGCCCUCCACUGGGAUGGGAGUACAGGAAGCCAUGGCUUCAUUAGCCCUGGAUAUCAGUGCAGAUCCAUGCUUGGCUACCCCCUGAAGCCUGUGAAGGAAGAGAAAACAGAGACUGAUGUGAAAUCAUAUUACUGCUGUUCUCAGGAGAGAUCAGUGGAGUACUGCCAUAGACUAGCCCUGUUCCUUGGUCAGAAAGCCUAUCCUGAAACGGAUGAACAUUCAAUAAAAGGGUUUAUACCUGCUUCUCAUACACUGAGCCAUCCAGCAAUGCCCAUGCCCAUCCCGUGUUACUCUGGGUACUAUGUCCACAUUGCUCACCAUGGUACUCCACCACAUCCUGUUAGCUCAAAUCCUGGGACCCAUGCACCCUCGACACUGUGCCCCACUGGGGUCCAAAGACCCAAACUGCUGCCCUCUUCAGUGUCCCAUACGACGGGGAUCCCUCAUCCGGCAUACUGUAAUUCUGUGGGGACCUGCUGUGGAGAACCCUGCAGGCUCAGCAGCUAUACCUACAGGCCCACUCAACCCAUCACUAGCAGGGGAUGCUCAUACAAUCCAGGAUGCUCAAGCUGCAUGCACAAAAUGGAAACAGAAGACUAUUCUUACCCACUGGAUGAUCACAGCUCAUCUUUCAGCAUGCCUUCUGCCUUGCCUCUCUCCAUCUGCCCCAUCUCUAGCGUGCCUCCACCCACCCAGUCAGUGCCCCACCUGCAGUCACCGCUUCCCGACAGCGGUCGGCCACAGGUGCAGAUAAGAGUGGGUCGGGAGUGCCCUCAGAGGGCCAAGGCACCCAGUGGCUCUUGUUCUGGGGUGCGGAACUCUGCUGCUUUCCCACACAUUAAGGAUGGCCAGCUGGGGGCAGGCCAUGGGAGCACCGCUGCCAAGCAGUCUAAGAUCAACCAUCACCGGGCAACAAACGGCUGGCUGCCUGUUGGUGUGGCAACUGAAAAGGAGGUAUUCAUCGUGGCUGAGGACUCAACAUUGCUGCGUAGGUGCUAUGAAGGAGUGCAGAGGGAUGGAGAGGUGAUCAGGGUCAGAGACACAGUGCUGCUGCGCUCAGGUCCCAGGAAGAAGUCCUUGCCUUAUGUGGCCAAAGUCUCUGCCUUCUGGGAAGACCCUGAGUCAGGGGAGCUGAUGAUGAGCUUGUUUUGGUACUACCGCCCAGAACACACUCAGGGGGGCCGCAAUCCCAGCAUGCACUGUGAGAAUGAGAUUUUCGCAUCUCGGCAUCAGGACGAGAACAGUGUGGCAUGUAUCGAGGAUAAGUGCUAUGUAUUGACAUUAGCACAGUUCUGUAGAUUUUGUGCCUUGAUGAAGUGUCGUGAGGAGGGCUUUCCCAGACGUAGCCCCCUGGUCCCUCCCUCUAACUAUGUAAUUCCAGCUCAUCGCUGUGUACCCAGUGACAUAGACCCCGACCUGGUUUUCGUCUGCCGCCAUGUUUACGACUUCCGUUUUGGCCGUCUGCUGAAAAACCUGCAGUAGGUCUGACAAGAGGAAGGGAUGCAUUGAUGGAGCCAUACACUGAAACCCGAAUCCAAAAGUCAUGACACAAAUUCCUAUCAACUGGAUGGCACAGGAGAGGCCACAAGACUUUGAAGGAGUUGGGUUAUUGUUGUUGCUUUCCAUUUUCCUUUUAGGAUAAAUGCUCUGUGUAGCACUCCCUUGUGACUUUGUAUAAUGGCAUUCUGAGCACAACUACCUUGAGUUGAAAGGUACCGAUCGCCAAAAUGUGAUUUUUUUCACUCCAUGAAUUUGAGUAUUUAUUUUUGCAGUUAUCUUUUAUAGUUGCUGUACGAGUGUAUAAAGAAUAAAAAAGAUUAAUGCAGGUACAUUAAGAAUUACCUUGAAUUAUGAAAUAGAGUUAUAAUAUUCUCUCUUUGGUAGUAAAAGCACCCUUAUUAAGCCUAAUUAUCUGUAGAUGUAAGGUUGAAAAUAUUUAUUUUUAGAUAAAUCAAACACAAGCUCCUUUUAGGAGGCACCAAGAGUUUUUCUUCCUUGAAUCAGAUCCAUGAUGCAUUGGCCAAUCAGUCUUUAUUAAAUUGUCAUAACAGGGUGUGGAGAUUCACAGACAUACUGUGGUGGACCAAAUAUUCUAGAAAACAUUUGAUGAUCAAAUAUAAGUGGUUAACGUACUGCUAUAAUGAGCUUUUGUCCUCCUGUUGCCCGUCAUGACUUGCCUUAUAUCCUACACCGAGUUGAAUCCCCAUUUUCUGCCUUCCCAGCAAACCAAAGGUUAUCACACCACUCCUUAACAUCCCGAGCCUCCACCUUAUAGCAUCUCCACUAGUUUGCACUAACUUUUCAUACACCGAGUCAGCAGUUAUCACUCUGCUCAAAAUGUCACCUGCUACUGAUCUCCAAUGCAGGAAAAUACUGUGUAUUUGUUGUAAGUGUACAAAAAGAAAUGAGAAUUAAUCUUAGUGCGGGAGGCGCUCGGUAACUGUCAGUUACAAAUGUGAAUAGACAAACUUUAUCUCAUGCUCACAGGCCUGCUUUCAACGUGUGCCCUUUGCUUCUCGUCCUACAUGGUAGUUUUGUUACCAGAUCGCUAAUUAAGAUUUGAGAAAGCUGUUUUAUAUGGUCUGUUUGUGCCUUUAAUAGUUAACAGUCUGGAAUGUGAAGAAAUAAUAGUGUCAAAGGUUGUUUUGUUUUCUCAAGCCUUUUUUUUUUUAAGUUUUUGGCCUGCUUAUUUUGCACCGCAUUGUUAUCUGUGCUAUAAAGCAAAGAUAAGAUUGUCUGACCUCACUAUGCUGACCUUCACACUCCCUCGUUUGAACGCAAAUGUUUUGCUGUUUGUUUUGAAAAUCAUAAGUUAUCUCAAGCUGGCUUCACAAAAGACAAAAGUUAAAGAAAAGCAGCUUGGAGGUGAUUUUGUACUCACAAUGUUUCCCUAAAGGUUAAUAUCUUAUGGUUGAAGAGACCUAUAAUGGUUUGGUUUGUUUCUGUAUAAAGACUGUUUAUCCUAAGUUAACAAUCUUUUUAUGUUAAAAUGCGCUUUGUUGAUGUAUUCAAUAGAAUCCAUUCCUUUCCAGUUGUUGAGAUCUUGAGUGAAUGCUAAUCAAUCAGAAUUGAUUAUAUCGUUGUGAAGUUAGGAGACGAAUUCUGUCUUAUCCUUUCCAUAUUAUGCCCAACUUUAGUCGUGUUGACCAAAAUAUUAAAAAAACAGAAGUUAAAUAAUCUUGUCACAGUAUCUUCCAUUCUGUUUUCUCAGUUAUCUUGGUAAAUGUCAUCUCCUACUAUAGUGGCAGAUUUAGACAUGUAUAAUGCCAUAGCGGUUUUGCAGAACAUUUAAGCAGCUUUGGUUGGCAGUGUGGUUGGGUAGACUCUUAAAUGGUUGCUGUUUGUGUGAAAAUUAAGUGUUUUUGAAAUGUAUGCUUCUCUAGCAGAAUGUACUGGAUAAGAAAUAUAUCAGUGUGUACCAAAAUGUUGAAAAAGUGGGGAAAGGAUUAAGUUAAUUCCUCUGUAUACAAAACUGACCAUGAAUUCCAUGUUCUUUGCUCCUUUGAUGUGUGGCUGUUUGUGUGUAUGUGGGUGAGUGUUUAUACAAAUAUAUAUAUAUAUAUAUGACAUGACAGUAUCUCACAAAAGUGAGUACACCCCUCACAUUUUUGUACAUGUAAUGUAGUGAGUGU
Molecule: messenger RNA, 4852 nt
Organism: Xyrauchen texanus (razorback sucker)
Lineage: Eukaryota; Metazoa; Chordata; Actinopteri; Cypriniformes; Catostomidae
Product: bromo adjacent homology domain-containing 1 protein-like
Exons: 7
Coding region: 252-2702 (816 amino acids)
Molecular function (GO): chromatin binding
Source: RefSeq, a predicted model, not a curated record